This is a messenger RNA of Sporisorium graminicola, 1278 nucleotides long. RefSeq lists its product as uncharacterized. The transcript has 2 exons. Lineage: Eukaryota; Fungi; Basidiomycota; Ustilaginomycetes; Ustilaginales; Ustilaginaceae. The record is from RefSeq and is a predicted model, not a curated record. Gene Ontology annotation, molecular function: oxidoreductase activity. Bases 1 to 1278 code for a protein of 425 amino acids. Gene Ontology annotation, biological process: deoxyribonucleotide biosynthetic process.
AUGUCGGCCGUCACUCAGCACAACCUCGAGACCCCUUCCAAGAAGGUCGCCGCCGGCCUCGCUGACAUCGACGUCAACGCCACCCCCUCGAAGAAGGCAGCCGCCGCCAAGCUCAACCUCGCCGACGAUGACUUUGCCGAGCCUGGUUUCCUCACCAAGGGCAAGAUCGUAGACGCAUCCUCCAAGUCCGCCGGUAAGGACGCCGCCGCUACCCAAGACAUUACUGCCUCGGACGAUGGCCACGGCAAGUUCGUCGGAGAGGUCGAUCUUCCCGAGGAGGAGGAGCCCCUUCUCGUCGAGACCAGCCGUCGUUUCGUUCUCUUCCCCAUCCGCUUCCAUGAGAUCUGGCAAAUGUACAAGAAGGCAGAGGCUUCCUUUUGGACUGCCGAGGAGAUUGAUCUUUCCAAGGAUCUCCACGAUUGGGACAACAAGCUCAACGACAACGAGCGCCACUUUAUCUCGCACGUCCUCGCCUUCUUCGCCGCCUCCGACGGUAUUGUCAACGAGAACCUCGUCGAACGUUUCAGCUCCGAGGUGCAGGCCGCCGAGGCCCGUUGCUUCUACGGUUUCCAGAUCAUGAUGGAGAACAUCCACUCCGAGACCUACUCGCUCCUCAUCGACACUUACAUCCGCGAGCCUGAGCAGCGCGAGUUCCUCUUUGACGCCGUUGAGACCAUCCCCGUCGUCAAGCAGAAGGCCGACUGGGCCUUGCGAUGGAUCAGCGACCAGCGCGCCACUUUCGCCGAGCGUCUCGUCGCCUUCGCCGCUGUCGAGGGUAUCUUCUUCUCGGGCUCGUUCGCCUCGAUCUUCUGGCUCAAGAAGCGCGGUCUCAUGCCCGGCCUCACCUUCUCCAACGAGCUCAUCUCGCGCGACGAGGGCUUGCACACCGACUUUGCAUGCCUUCUCUUCAGCCACCUCAAGAAGCGCGCCCACCCAGACACGGUGCUCAAGAUCAUCGCAGAGGCUGUGGAAAUCGAGAAGGCCUUCCUCACCGACGCCUUGCCCGUCAGUCUGAUUGGCAUGAACGCCGCGCUGAUGCGCCAAUACAUCGAGUACGUCGCCGACCGCUUGCUUGUUUCGCUCGGAAACCCGGUUCACUACGCGGCCACCAACCCCUUCGACUUCAUGGAAAACAUCUCGCUCCAAGGUAAGACCAACUUCUUCGAGAAAAAGGUCGCAGAAUACGCAAAGACCGGUGUGGCACGUAGGGAGAACGACGAGGGCGGUGACGGCACUCAGAAGAACACCCACACCUUCUCGCUCGAGGAGGACUUCUGA